This is a messenger RNA of Pieris napi, 1056 nucleotides long. RefSeq lists its product as uncharacterized. Lineage: Eukaryota; Metazoa; Arthropoda; Insecta; Lepidoptera; Pieridae. Gene Ontology annotation, molecular function: structural molecule activity. The record is from RefSeq and is a predicted model, not a curated record. Bases 255 to 1025 code for a protein of 256 amino acids. Gene Ontology annotation, cellular component: extracellular region. The transcript is spliced from 6 exons.
CCUAACCUAAAAAUAUGAUAUUACAUAUAUUUAUAAUUAAAAAAACAAUUAAAUAUCUGUAAACAUUUAAGACUGUAUAUACCCUUGAAAUUUAAACAAUAAGAUGUUUUCUAUAUUAUUAAUUAAUUAGGCAUUAUUAGCAAAAAAUCUGUUGAAAAAUUGAUAAUUGAAAUAAUUGGUAAAUUGUUUUAAUUACAAUCACGCAAAUAGAUAAAUAAAGUUAACGUAAAAUAUACUAUUAUUAAUUAUCUGCAAUGCGCUGGAAAAUGAAGUCGCUCGUGUUCUGUUUUUUGUUUGUUUGUGCCAAAUCGCAGGAUACACAAAAUGAUUUGAGAAAUUUACCAGUAAUAGGAGACGCUGGGGAGGUUCUUGACAACUUGAUCAACCAAAUCGAUAAUGGAGAGGACGAGAUAGAACGGCCAUGCAAAUCUCUGGACAAUCACUGCGUCAGGAACUGGUUGCAUGAGCAUUCAAGCUGUAAGAAGACCUUUGGGUCCGUACCGGAUCCCCUGCACAGGGUACAGGCCACCCAACAGCUUCCGAGAAUUAACUUCACAGUUAGUGCAAUCGACGUUCCAUACAGUGGUUUGAACGGAAGAAUUGAAGAGUUCUAUGUCAACAGAAAAACUGAUCAAGUAGUGUUGGCAGUGGAGUUUCGUAACGUCGUUUUUCAAACAAAUAACAGCUUCUUUAUUUUCUACCGUCGUGCAAAGGAACCAGUUAUAACCAAUGAUUUUUAUAUUAUAAGAAUAAGUUCACUUAUUGUGACAGCAACAAUACCUCGGAUUGACAACUUGAGAUACGACAGAAGCGAACACUUCACCUAUUCGAAUGAUCCAACGUCAACCUUCACAGUCGGACCAACUAGUUUCGCCCAUAGAGAUCCAGUCGUCCAGAGAGUGUUCCUGGCUUUAAUAUCGAAUCUGCCUAUCAACGUACGUGAGAUUGUCAUUAGCGAAGGGCCUUUCCUUAUGGCAAACUUUAUACAAUACUCCUUGUGUGAUUUUGGUAUCAAAGUUAUCUGAGUAUUUUCUUAAUAAAUGAAUAUGAAGUUAA